GGAGCAAGGGAAGCCUGGAGGAAAAGGGCUCAACAGCUGGAAAACAGGGGAAAUCAGUCGUGUGAAGGCCAAGAGAAAAUACACUUUAACUAGGGCUCCAUGGGCUUUGGAGUCGUGACAGGAUCUAAAAGCUGGAAUCUCGAGCUUGGGAGAUGCUGAAAAACGCUGACUUAGGCGAGGGCUUUGCUUUCAACUUCUCCCUUUUCAGCCCAAUUCCUGCAGCCAGGAGCAGGCACAGAGCAGCCCCCAGGUGCCUGGCCUGGCCCUGGCUCUGCCCUCGCUGUGCCACAGCCCGGGGGUGGCACCACUGGAGAAGCUGUCAUCGCAUCCUUGUGUGGGGUGGAACGGGGCAGAAUUCCUGCCCCAACCCUCUUCCCCCAACCCCCUGAUUCCCUUUACUUGUCCCAGGGACAAGGAGCAGCUCAAGGUGAGAGUUUAUUCUCAGGGCAGCUCACAGGAUGCACAAUUUUGGAGGCCACCAUCAUGUUGUGUCCAGGCUUUGCAGAGGAAAACCUGGCAAGCAGCACCAGAUGGGACUGGGGAGUCCAGGCUGAGGCCUCGCCGAGGAUCUUUAGUCAUUCUUUAAUUGAAAAUAAGCAGUGAAAAAUCUUAAUAUUUGAAUUAUGCAACUCCAAAUUGUGUUUAAAGCUGCGUGUUUCAUCUCCACCGUUUCUGUGUACUGGGGGGGGGGAAACAUUAGUUUAGGUUAAUGGCUUUAAGCUGAAGGAGGAGAGAUUUAAAUGAGAUUUUAGGAAAUCUGGGAGGUUGUGAGGUUGCCCAGAGGAGCUGUAGCUGCCUCUGGAUCCCUGGAAGUGUCCCAGGCCAGGUUGGACAAGGCUUGGAGUACCCUGAGGUAGUGGAAAGUGUCCCUGCCCUUGUGGAAUGAGAUGAGCUUUAAGGUCCUUCCCAACCCAAACCAUUCUGUGACUUCCAUGAUAAAUCUGGGGCAGGAUUCAUCUCCUGGAUUUCCCCUUGUACCUUCUCUACAUGACCUCAGGGCUGUGCUGGGUGUCAUUCCAAGCCCCUGCAGCACAAAUACCACCCAUGGCACAGGUAAAGAUGGGAAAACAGGAGUAGAAUUUCACUUCCAGGGAUUCAGAUUCCCAUAAGGACACGAAGAGGAGCACCGCAGAUCCCAGGAGGACCCAGCUUCCCUGCCCUGAGCUCUGGCCUGGGCUGUUUAAGCCAGCCCAGAGCAGAGCAAGGCAGGGGUUAAGCGUUUCCUUACUGGGAUGAGGACCACACACAGGCCCUGGCUGCUGACAUCUUUGCAAAGAGCACCCUCCUUCAUCUCCAGCCUCUUCUCAUUCCUGGGAGCUCAUCCUGCCUUUCCCGGGAGCUCAUCCUGCCAUUCCCGGGGAGCUCAUCCUGCCAUUCCCGGGGAGCUCAUCCUGCCUUUCCCGGGGAGCUCAUCCUGCCUUUCCCGGGAGCUCAUCCUGCCAUUCCCGGGGAGCUCAUCCUGCCUUUCCCGGGAGCUCAUCCUGCCUUUCCCGGGAGCUCAUCCUGCCAUUCCCGGGGAGCUCAUCCUGCCUUUCCCGGGAGCUCAUCCUGCCUUUCCCGGGGAGCUCAUCCUGCCUUUCCCGGGAGCUCAUCCUGCCUUUCCCGGGGAGCUCAUCCUGCCUUUCCCGGGAAGCUCAUCCUGCCAUUCCCGGGGAGCUCAUCCUGCCUUUCCCGGGGAGCUCAUCCUGCCUUUCCCGGGAGCUCAUCCUGCCUUUCCCAGCCCUGUCCCAGCAAAUGGGAUCUGCACCACUGCUGCAGAUUUUAUCUGCCAUCUCUGCAGGGAGGUUUGGGUUUGGCUGCUGGGCUGCUCUGCAGCGGCACCGCUGGGAUAUUUGGGAUUCUCUGGGAGGUGAGGGAUGUGCUGCACUCAUCCCAUACUCAUAAAUGGGUGGACCAGAAUGAAACCCCGCAGGCUUUGUGCAAGUCCCCAGCACGAGGAGAGUGUGGUGUGAUCGCCGCAGACUGAGUGGAAAUUCUCUGCAAGCCAGGAAUCUUUCACCGGAGCAAUUAGCAGAGCAUUUUAAAGAACAAAUGCGAUUGGAAUCUCGGGAUCCAUUUGUGGAUGGGGUAAAAGCUGAGUUGCCUGAAUGGGUUCUUUGUUUUCCAUCACUUUUUUUAGGUUCAGCCAGUACACUCUGAGAGCAAGUGCUCUUCCCUCAGAGUGGUAACAGUCCUUAAAGUGUGUUUGAAAUCCAGGGAGACCCUGGAGAGGAUUUCUGGGCUGCUGCUCACCACCCCCUGCCAGUGCUGUUAUUUCCUACUCUCUUUAAGGGAUCGGGUGACCCAGGGCACUCUUGGGACUGCUUUUCCCCGAGGGUGUUGCCACAGGAGGAAGGAUUCCCAUUGAUCCCGAGCUCCUUCCCGCAGGGGCGAUGCCGGUGCUGGGGACGAGCCCGUGCUGACCCCUCGGUGCUGGCCUGGCACUGCCCAUCCCCGCGGGCCUCGGGAGAGCACGGAGCGGCCGAGGAUGCCUGCGGAGGGACCCGGGACUCCUCUCUGGACAUAAGGGGUGGCCGAGGGAGAGACAUGUGGGGACAGCGCCCUCCCAGCCGGCACAGAUCUCCCUGCUCCGACACGAGCGGCGCUGACCAUGGCCACAGCUUGGAGGCUCCUCACCUGGACCGUCACCCUCGGCCUGGCCGGGGGCACCUUCCCCGGCUACUCCUUCCAGUCACAAGAGGAAUUCCUCUCCAGCUUGGAUCACUAUGAGAUCGCCUUCCCCAUCCAAGUGGACCAGAACGGGGACUUCCUCACCUUCGACAUGCGCCGGCAGCUGAAGCCGCGGCCCCGGCGCUCCCUGCCCUAUGAGCCCUCGGAGCAGCAGGUCUUCUACAAAGUCUCUGCCCACCACACCCAGUUCCUGCUCAACCUGACCCUGCACUCCAACCUGCUGGCCGAGCACUUCACCGUGGAGUACUGGAAGCGGGAUGGCAUGGACUGGCAGCACGACUUCCACGAGGACUGCCACUACGCCGGCCACCUGCAGGACCAGUACCUCAGCUCCAAGGUGGCCAUCAGCAACUGCAAUGGGCUGCAUGGGGUGAUUGUGGCGGAUGAGGAGGAAUAUUUCAUCGAGCCCCUGAGCCCCGGAGCCAACAUCAGCAUGGGGGGUGAGGGCAAGGGCAGCCCCCACGUCGUGUACAAGCGCUCGUCCCUGCAGUACCCUCACAUGGACGCAGCCUGCGGAGUGCUGGACGAGAAGCCCUGGAAGGGGAGGCACUGGUGGCUCAGGACAUUGAAACCCUCCCCUCUGAAGCCAUCGGGCAACCACAGCCAGCGGGGGCAGCUGCCCCUGAAGAGGUCGGUGAGCACCGAGCGCUAUGUGGAGACCCUGGUGGUGGCUGACAAGAUGAUGGUGGGCUACCACGGCCGCAGGGACAUCGAGCAGUACAUCCUGGCCAUCAUGAAUAUUGUUGCCAAACUUUUCCAGGACUCAAGUCUGGGCAAUAUUGUCAAUAUCCUGGUGACCCGGCUGAUCCUGCUCACCGAGGAUCAGCCCACGCUGGAGAUCAACCACCACGCCGGGAAAUCCCUGGACAGCUUCUGCAAGUGGCAGAAAUCCAUCGUGAACAGGAACGGCAACGGGAACGCCAUCCCUGAGAACGGCAUCGCCAACCACGACACCGCCGUGCUGAUCACCAGGUAUGACAUUUGCAUCUACAAGAACAAGCCCUGUGGCACCCUGGGCCUGGCCCCCGUGGGGGGGAUGUGUGAGCGGGAGCGGAGCUGCAGCAUCAACGAGGACAUCGGGCUGGCCACCGCCUUCACCAUCGCCCACGAGAUCGGCCACACGUUUGGCAUGAACCACGAUGGGGUUGGCAACAGCUGCGGCUCGCGGGGGCAGGAGACGGCCAAGCUGAUGGCUGCUCACAUCACCAUGAAGACCAACCCGUUCGUGUGGUCCACGUGCAGCAGGGAUUACAUCACCAGCUUCCUGGACUCUGGGAUGGGACUGUGCCUGAACAACGCUCCUCCCAAGCAGGAUUUCAUCUACCCCACGGUGGCCCCGGGCCAGGCCUACGAUGCUGACGAGCAGUGCCGCUUCCAGUACGGAGUCAAAUCCCGCCAGUGUAAAUACGGGGAAGUCUGCAGCGAGCUGUGGUGUCUGAGCAAAAGCAAUCGCUGCAUCACCAACAGCAUCCCCGCAGCUGAGGGCACCAUCUGCCAAACCAACACCAUCGACAAGGGGUGGUGCUACAAGAGGGAGUGUGUGCCCUUUGGGACGCGGCCGGAGGGCGUGGAUGGAGCCUGGGGGUCCUGGUCAUCCUGGGGCGAGUGCAGCCGGACGUGUGGUGGCGGCGUGUCCUCGUCCGUGCGCCACUGUGACAGCCCCAGGCCCACGAUCGGAGGGAAGUACUGCUUGGGAGAGAGGAAACGCUACCGCUCCUGCAACACCGAUGACUGCCCGCCGGGCUCGCAGGAUUUCCGAGAGCUGCAGUGCUCCGAGUUUGACAACGUGCCCUUCCGAGGGAAGUACUACACCUGGAAAACCUACCGGGGAGGGGGUGUCAAGGCCUGUUCCCUCAACUGCCUGGCCGAGGGCUUCAACUUCUACACGGAGAGGGCGGCGGCCGUGGUGGACGGGACCCCGUGCAGGCAGGACUCCAAUGACAUCUGUGUCAACGGGGAGUGCAAGCACGUGGGCUGUGACCGGGUGCUGGGCUCCGACUCCAAGGAGGACAAGUGCCGGGUGUGUGGGGGAGAUGGCAGCUCCUGUGAGACCAUCGAGGGUGUCUUCAACCAGUCCCUGCCCGAGGGAGGUUACGAGGAGGUGAUCCAGAUCCCCAAGGGUUCCGUCCACAUCGACAUCCGGGAGCUGAACCUCUCAAUCAACUACCUGGCACUGCGAGGGGAGAGUGGUGAAUAUUUCAUCAAUGGGAAGCUCUCCAUCGAUCCCCCCCGGCGCUUCGACAUCGCCGGCACCACCUUCCACUACAGGAGGUCCCCUGAAGAGCCCGAGUCACUGGAGGCUUUGGGACCCACCAACGUCACCCUCUUUGUCAUGGUGCUGGUACGGACAGAGCUGCAGGGCAUCCGCUACAAGUUCAACGCUCCCGUGGGCAGGGAUGGCUCCAGCCAGUACUCCUGGCACUACACCCCAUGGACCAAGUGCUCUGUGCUAUGUGCAGGGGGCAGCCAGAUCCAGUCUGUGGUGUGCAGGAAGCUCUCCGAUGGCUCAACUGUCCCCAACCAUUUCUGCAGCGCUGACACCAAAGUGCCCGAGCGGCAGAGGAGCUGCAACACCGAGCCCUGUCCCCCGGCCUGGGCCAUUGGCAACUGGUCCGAGUGCAGCCGAAGCUGCAACGAGGGCGUCCGGACCCGCAGCGUUUUCUGCAAGAGGAAGAUCUCUGCCAGCGAGGAGAAAAACCUGGAUGAUGCCUCCUGCAGCCAGCCACGGCCAAAGAUGCUGGAGCCCUGCAACAACCAAACAUGUCCUCCAGAGUGGGUGGCCCUGGACUGGUCAGAGUGCACCCCGAGCUGCGGGCCCGGCUUCCGCCACCGCAUUGUCCUGUGCAAGAGUGGCGACCACAGCGUGACCCUGCCCUCGUCCCAGUGCCACGAGGCUGCCAAGCCCCCCACCAGCAUGAGGUGCAACCUGCGGCGCUGCCCCCCACCCCGCUGGGUCACCGGCGAGUGGGGAGAGUGCUCUGCCCAAUGUGGCCUUGGCCAGCAGAGAAGAUCCGUCCAGUGCCUGGCUCACACUGGGCAGCCAUCCAUGGAAUGUGUGGAGGCCCUGCAGCCCCCCGGGAUGCAGCAGUGCGAGACCAAGUGCGAGUCAGGGCCCACAGACAACCCUGAAGAGUGCAAGGAUGUGAACAAGGUGGCCUACUGCCCGCUCGUCCUCAAGUUCAAGUUCUGCAGCCGGACCUACUUCCGACAGAUGUGCUGUAAAACCUGCCAGGGGCACUAGGACACAGCAGGACCCCCGUGGCAAAACUGGAAGGCCAAAGCUACGCCGGAGGGCUGCCCGAGCCAUGCCCUCCCUGCCCUGGGAAUCUCCCCUGGCUCCCACAGACUCCGGCCACGGUGUCACCCAAACCCGUCCCCCACAGACCCCCUUGGCCCCCGAGCUUCACAAUGGCAGGUUCCCAGUUAAACCACUGCAGCCCCAGCUGGAUGAGAGCUGGGAGAGGGGGGAGCUGGGCAGAACAGGGACUUUACUUGAAAUUCUGAUGUUGUUAUUUAUUAGUAGCGGAGCCAGGUCCCUCAGGUGCCAUAGAGGGAAGUGGCACCGCUCACCCCGCUCCUGCCUCAUCCUGCUCUGUGUCCCCAGGGCAUCACCACGGGGCUUGAGCACCCCCGGGGCUCUGCCCUUCCCUCGGGAUCCCAGGGGAGACAGGGAGGAGGGUUCAGGUGCCGCGGGUGGCCAGCGUGGCUUGUGGCUGCUGGGCGAUGGAUGAAGAGGAGCCUCUGUGGGGAGUGGGGCGGAGCAGGGAUUUUGUCCCCUUGGUUUGCACCCUGUCACCUCGGGACUGGCAGCAGGGAACAGGGAGCAGGUCACCCCAUGAGCAGAUGGUGACACCAGUUUAACUGGGAGAGGAGGUUCUCCAGACUCCCACGGUGACCAACCUGGACUAGGGUGUUCCCCUAUUUGUCCUUAACGCCCUUGUCAUUUUUAGGACCAGUUUUUAUCCCUCGAAGCACAAGCUGAGGUGGGGGCAGAGGCGUGCUCAGGGUUGCAUCUUCAUGAGCAUCAGGGCUGUGCCAGGCUCAGGGAGCAAAGCAGAGGAGGAUGCAGGACACGAGGGGUCCUGUCACAGUGUCCCCAGGGCACGAGGGGGUCCUGUCAGUGUCCCCAGACUCUGGCCCUGCUCAGAGCUCUCCUCAGCCUCUACAGUGGCCUCACUUCCAAAGGUGCUUGACUUCCAAAGGUGCUUUGCCUCCAAAAGGUGCUUUGCCUCCAAAGGCAGCCUGGCCACGUGUGGCUGUGGCCUCGAGGUGCCAGUCCCAGUGCCACACACUCCUCUGCCCACAGGAGGCCUCCAGUGAUGGGAAAAGAGCAGGCUUGAAAUUCCUCCAGGUCACCUCGUGGCCAAACCUGGGCCCAAUUCUCCAUGGGCAGCCUGUGGAGGAAACCUGACUUCAACUCUCCAAAGCAUGUGCAUUUUGUUAGCAUUGUAAUUGUGAUUGUUACAAUUAUUUUCAGGACUUUCCACAUCACAGCAAUGGGAAACCUUUGUCCAAAGCUGUGUUUUGUUCCCCUGAGGCCAUCCCUGUGGUGCAGGGAGGGGAGAGCCCCCGUGCCCCAGAGCAAAGCCCCCCCUGUGUUCCUCUCCCAGCUGCAUUUUUGUGUCCACCUGCUCCUCAGCCGAUCGCAGCUUCUCUGGUGCUCAGCAAACCUCGUUUCUCUUCCUUCCUGGUGCCAUGCUCCAUUCUGAUGUUUUGGGUGAGGGGAGGGGGUGUUUUCACCAUUUUUAUAUCGAUAUAUAUCUACUGACCAAUGUUUAACAUACUAACUCUGAGGAGGAGCGACGUAACGGCAUGAAUUAUAAUAAAGGAGUAGCUACGAU
Molecule: messenger RNA, 7511 nt
Organism: Cinclus cinclus
Lineage: Eukaryota; Metazoa; Chordata; Aves; Passeriformes; Cinclidae
Gene: ADAMTS10
Product: ADAM metallopeptidase with thrombospondin type 1 motif 10
Exons: 25
Coding region: 2591-5911 (1106 amino acids)
Biological process (GO): proteolysis; extracellular matrix organization
Cellular component (GO): extracellular matrix
Molecular function (GO): metalloendopeptidase activity
Source: RefSeq, a predicted model, not a curated record